AUGGAUGGAGAUUAUAAUUUACAGGUUCGACGUAAAAACUGUCGUCUAUUAAUUUUUGAUUCUGAGGAUUCAGGCACACUUGAUCCUAUAAUCGGCUAUGCUCAAGAGCCACUUGUUACACUACUUGAAGCAUGCCAACCAUUAGUUACUAUUCUUCAUGAUAUAUUUGACUACGCUCGCGAUGCUCUGGAGCAUACUCCAGAUAAUCCACCCGAUUAUCUGAGUCGCGACGAAUCAGCUUCGAUUCGUCUCUACACCAAGGAAUGGAGGGAUGAACAAAAAAGCCUCUACAUCAUUCUUAAUGAAACGCUUAACCAAUCUGAUCGCGAAAAGUUACGACCGUGGUUCAAAUACCUGAAACUUUUUCUCACUGGCGUGGUCAAAAUACCGUGUGCACCUCAACAGACUAUCUGGCGAGGAGUGCGAAAAGAUGUUAGUAAUGAACAUCCACCAGGAACUACAGUGACAUGGUGGGGUUUCUCAUCGUGUACAAGAAAUAUAUCUGUGUUAAAGAGUAACGUUUACCUUGGUGAUGAAGGUACGAGAACCCUUUUCUCCAUCGAGGCCUUCAACGCCAGGGAUAUACAGGCUCAUUCUUACUUCAACCGUGAAGAAGAAGUUUUACUGCUACCGGGAACAUAUUUGGAAGUGCAAGAACAAUUAAAUCCGGCAUCUGAUUUGUAUAUUAUUCAUUUGAAACAGAUGAUACCGAAGCACAUGUUGCUUGAACUUCCAUCCGAAGGUAUGUUGAACAACUAA
This is a messenger RNA of Rotaria sp. Silwood2, 759 nucleotides long. NCBI's taxonomy places the organism in Eukaryota, Metazoa, Rotifera, Eurotatoria, Philodinida, Philodinidae. The record is from the annotation of a GenBank genome assembly.